CAGUACAAGGCACAGUGCCCGCGCAGUUCGUACACCAACCAGCUCUGAGGAGUCACGUUGUUAUUCUGGUUAUCCCAUGACCAUUGUCAUGACGUUUCAAUAGCCCGAACGACUCUUACUAGUAACUUUCUUCUUGCCUAAGCGAGCCUACAUCGUUGUAUUUGUUUUGAAGUCCUCGUUUCCCUCAUAAGUCGAGCGGGGUACUUCUGUACACAUGGCGGCACCGAAGCCUACGCACGCGUACGUCGAAUACAAGGACGGAGACAAGGCGAUCGUCGCUGUGAGUCUCAUCAAGCGCUACAGUCCGAACGACGUGACCGAACUGGCGAACAACAAGCUCGUGUGCUGGAGGAAGAGUAGAAAGGGCUACGUGGCCGACCGCUACAUCCGCGGAGACGUCUUGACGUUGGGAUAUGGCAUAGAUGACCUAGUCGCUCGUAUGUUAAAGCAAGGAAAGAUUGUGCCAAAGAAGGUGCUUGAAGAUAGCAGCCAAGGCAUUCGCCUCAAGAAGUCAACACUCCAGGGUGCAAAACAAAGACAGCACCAUUCAAAAGUGCCAAAGAAGCCAGCGACCAGCAAGAUAUCAGGGAAAAGAUGCAGGGAGGAUUUGGACUCUGAGACUGAAGAAGAAGAAGAAGAACAAGUGCCUCGCAGGCUGCUCCAGGAAGCAGAGAACAAGAUUGCCGAGCUUGAAGAAAGACUGCGAGUUUCAGAGGAGAGGCUACAUGAAGAGCGGCAGCAAAACAUCAAACUUCAAAACCUUCUUGAGCAGAAAAUGGAUUCUAUGGAGGCCUCAAUCAUUGCAGCAAUAAAGUCGGAACAACAUGGUGCACGGCUUGCUUCACAGAAUUCACAACAGGAGGCCAGGGCUGUGCGGCAAAAACGUGCUGCGCUGCACAAGGACUGGGGCGCCGUAAACCCUAGGAAGGAGACGCCAGUGGCAGCCGAUCCUCAGCCAAGUCAGCCUAGUUCUGUGCUUCCACCUCGGGAAGAACAGGCAGGCAGUGAGGAAGCCGUUGCUGCACCUUCGUCACCCGGCAGCCCAAAUAUUGACGAGCCUGAACAAACACAGCCCGAGAUGGACAUGGAUGCUCCACUGUUCAAACCAGUUAACGGAAAGAGGAACAGGCGGGAGCGCUCUGUCAAGCUGAGGCGACAGGACGUGGGGCUGCGGUUUCUUCCAUGGACCGGACACCCAACGAAGGAGAGCACUGUCCCGGAAUUCCCACUCUUGCGCACGGCCCACGUCACUGGUCAUGCUCUCUCGUGCCACGCUGUGCACAAAAUCGCCAUGCUCUUUGCCACCGAACAGUGCACACAUUCAAAAGUGGCCUAUUACCACUUCGUGAAGGCACAUCCCAACACAUUGCACACAGUUGACAGGAGACUGAGAGACCUCAACAAGCACCUCGCAUCUUUUCUCCAAGACGUGGAUAAAAAAGAGAGAUUGUCUAGCUCUCGCUGA
This is a messenger RNA of Rhipicephalus sanguineus (brown dog tick), 1465 nucleotides long. RefSeq lists its product as uncharacterized. NCBI's taxonomy places the organism in Eukaryota, Metazoa, Arthropoda, Arachnida, Ixodida, Ixodidae. The transcript is spliced from 9 exons. The coding region runs from base 215 to 1465 and encodes 416 amino acids. The record is from RefSeq and is a predicted model, not a curated record.